Molecule: messenger RNA, 3026 nt
Organism: Paramacrobiotus metropolitanus
Lineage: Eukaryota; Metazoa; Tardigrada; Eutardigrada; Parachela; Macrobiotidae
Product: kelch-like ECH-associated protein 1B
Exons: 9
Coding region: 251-2617 (788 amino acids)
Molecular function (GO): protein binding
Source: RefSeq, a predicted model, not a curated record
AAAGUGCGUUUUUCACUUUUUGGCACUCUGAACGAGAAUUUGUUCGGAGUUUUCUGACUGGUCGAUUUCUAUCGUUUGUCUUCCUAUUGGAGUAUUUUUUUUAAAUUUUGCGGUAAAGUGCCCGUAGCAAAAUCUGCGUUAUAAUCCGACGGACUAGUGACUAGUCGUUAUGUAGGUCAUAGGUGAGACAGUGCCUGUCUUUAUUGCGAGUUGAUGCCGAGCUGUGAUCUGCGUGGACUUUUCUGCAACGAUGAACAAACCGUCUCCCGAUCAGUCGAUCCCGGGCGCCGUGUCAAACUCCGGCGAGCCAAGUUUAAACGGAUGGAGCGGCACCCACCAGGAGGGUCGUAGCGUUAAUAUGGAUACGUUUUGUGCGCAUGGAUUGCCUCCGCAACUCAACGGAGGAUGUAAUCAUAACGCAGUGUGUUGGCGGUUUCUGACGAGUCAUGCUCGAGCACAAAUUAUCGGAAGCAAUGAAAAUUCAGUUCCGAUCGAGGACACGCCAUCCACCCGUAUGAUUUUCGCCGACGUCAUGCUGAACGGUCGGAAAUGCGAGCGUUCCACGGACGUGGAGAUGCCGGAGCUGGAAUCGCCGGCCGCACCCCACGGCUGCUCCCAAGACUGUGUGGCCUGCCGCGACCUGAACCACACGGUGGAGCUGCCGCCCAACUUCGUGCCGCGGCGGAUUCCCGUGCCGCCGGUGGUGCUGGUCGGUAGACUCCCCGACAACACCGUCAACAACUGGCCGCCCUUUGGAUGCAAAGUGCAGCAGUUCGGUAACAGUGGUGCCUCCCGCUGCAUAGGUCGCGGCCUGCCCCGCCCGCCCUGCACCGGGCCCAUCUGCUUCCGGCGCCGCGAACAGGCCGUCGGGACCGUCGUCAGCGAGCAGCCCCUCCCCCCGCCCAACACCCUGCACUGCAAGAACGUCCAGUAUCCCGUGGAUGCCUUUCUCGUCAUGAACGAGCUGCGGAAGGCCGCCGGUGGCUCCCUCUGCGAUGUCCGGCUCCAAGCCGGAUUGCAAGUCUUCCCCGCCCACCGCGUCGUGCUGGCCGCCAGCUCCAACUACUUCCGCGCCAUGUUCACCACCGGGAUGAAGGAGGAGAAGGAGGAGCUGGUCAAGUUGGAGAAUAUUUGUCCGCGGAUUCUCGGGAAACUGAUUGAUUUCUGCUAUACGUCGGAGAUUACCGUGGGGGAGAGGUGGAUCUGUAAGAUCCUGCCGGCGGCGGUCAUGCUCCAAAUGCCGCAUGUGAUUGAUUGCUGCACGCACUUUCUGGAGACACAUUUGGAUCCGUACAACGCCAUCGGCAUCGCGGAAUUCGCCCAUCAACACGGCUGUGAUGCGCUGACACGGACAGCGCGGGAGUUUAUCGACAAGAACUUCAGCGAAGUCAGCCAGAAUGAGGAAUUCCUCCAGUUGUCCGUGUGCCAGCUGAUUAAUCUGAUCAAGCGCGACGAACUGGUCGUCCAUUCCGAAUCGGAGGUGUACGAUGCGGUAAUGCGAUGGAUUCGUUACGAUGAGAAACACCGGCGUCCCAAUCUGGAAAAGAUUGUGUACGCGGUGCGCUGUUAUUUCCUGCCGCCCAGUUUCCUGGAACAGCAGUUGCGCUCCUGUGAUAUGCUGCGUAGUUUUCCCAACUGUCGGCAGUAUCUGGAGAAAAUCGUUAAGGAGCUGACGGAGCACAAGAAGUGCCACAUGCCCAAACGCCGCAAUCCCGACCUGCCCAUGGUCAUCUACGUGGUCGGCGGCUACCUGCGCUAUUCGCUCAACCGUCUGGACUCCUUCUGUCCCAAAUCGCAGGUGUGGCGGGGAUUGUGCAAUAUGCCCACCUUCCGCAGUGGCGUCAGUUCGGCCUUCGUACACGGUCUGUUGUACGUAAUGGGUGGGCGGUGCACGCUGCCGGAGGGUAACUCCGACUCCAACGCGGUGGACGCGUACGAUCCCUUCGCCGACGCCUGGCGCUCCUGUCCGCCCAUGUCGGUGGCGCGGAAUCGCGGCGGGGCCAUUAAUCUGGAUAAUAUGCUGUACGUGGUCGGGGGAUCCAUGCAGACCACCUUCCAUCGGUCGGGCGAAAGGUAUAAUCCGCUGGACGAUACCUGGUCGCCCAUUGCCGAUAUGUUCCGGAUGCGGCUGGGAUUGGGUGUGGCCAGUCUGAAUCGGCUGUUGUACGCGGUGGGCGGAUUUGACGGAGCGGAACGGUUGUCCUGCGUGGAGUGCUAUGAUCCCGAUACGAAUAUGUGGAAGUUUGUUGCGCCCAUGAAUACGCAGCGCAGCGGCGCAGGCGUGGCCAGUAUGGACGGGUCCAUCUACGCCGUGGGCGGCUACGACGGCCGCAACCAGCUGGCCAGCGUGGAGCGCUACGACCCCGAGACGGACCGCUGGGAGUUCGUUGCCCCGAUGCGCGUGGCCCGCAGCGCCUUAGCCGUCGUCUCGUUAGACCGGAGACUGUACGCCAUCGGGGGAUACGACGGCCAGGAGUUCUCCACCGCCGUGGAGAGCUUCGACCUGGAGACGGGCGAGUGGCGCACCGAGACGCCGCUGCCGGAGGGGCGCAGCGGCCACGGGGCGGCGGUGUGGUGGGGCAGUUGUUGCUACGAGAACGCCGAGUGUGUGGGCUAAAUGAAAAAGGGGCGGGGCGAAGGAUGGUGCUCAAGGGGGGAGGAUUCCAGGAGGACGUUGAUGGUUGUGGUGGAUCUCAGAUGAAAAAUGGAAAAACAGAUGCUUAGUGCUUUCGCAGAGAGAUUUAGAGGAUUAUUUUGCUGGUUUGUUGUAAUUGGAUCGGUUGGUCUGAUUUUUAUGCGCGGAGGUUGUGCGCGAUUUUUUUUCCAUAAUGGAAACGAUUUGAGCGUGUUGUUUUUAAGUCCCGGGUUGCUUUUUUUUGUCAGUGCGAUGGUUUGAUUGCUUUCAGGUUUUUAUGGCGUUUUUUCCUGUAGUAUACACGGAUUAAUUUCAGAGAGAGAUAUAUAUUUUGUAAACGAAUUGGUAUUUGGCUGUGUUAACUUUCGUUGAAUAAAAUGCGAGAAAAUUA